CAGCUGAUUUUCGGUAUAGUUUUGAGUUGAAAAGGAGGAAGACAUCGGAGAUCGGGACUCAGGAGAGUAGCAAACAUUUCUAUUAUGAGCUGAACUUCAGAAGUAGCAAUGGUGGACAAUCCUACAGCCGAUUGGAAUGCUCUCGGGCCUGUGUUUUACAGGAAAUUUGAGGUGUAUUCUAUGCAAUGGCGCGACCAAGUGGACCUGAGUCAGUAUCGCACCGCCGCAGCUCCUUAUGGCGGUCCCAUAGCAUUGAUGAAAGAUGACCGUCGGUCACGGCAGUCUGCUGCUGCCAAGCCGCUCAUACGCAUCUACAAUGGUGCCGGCCAGGAGCUCUCUGUUAUCAAGUGGGAUUGGACAGGACGUCUCGUAGCAAUGGAGUGGUCUAUGACUGAGGACCUGGUGUGUGUCCUAGAUGAUGGCUCGGUUGUCUUGCACGGCAUUGAUGGCCAGCACAAGCGAUUGUUCAGCAUGGGCCAAGAAUGCCGCGAGCAUCGUGUUAUUGAUGCCAAGGUCUUCAACAAUGGUCCGAUCACCGGUGUUGCGGUGCUGACGGGUAACUAUCAGUUCUAUGUUGUCAGUGACGUGACACAGGAGCUGGCCAGGAUCCGCCAUCUGGCCAGAAUCAGUGGUUUUGAAGCACCGCCGAGCAGCUGGCUUGUUUUGCCGGAGGAGCGGCAAAUACGCAUUCUGGUGGCGCUAGAUAGCCAGAUCUACUUGGUCGAUGCUGUGCAAGCUGUCUUACAGCGUCCACCUGUGGACAACAUGCCGUCCUCCUGGAUAGCAAUGGCAUCGUCCUUCACUCACAAGUUCCUUGCAAUGUUCGGCAACAACGGUGUUCUCUGGGUGGGCACAUCAAAUUUAAAGAAUGUGUACUCUGAAGUGAACACGAACCAGCAGGACCGGCAAGAUCCUCAAGCCAAACCUGACAACUUAGUUUGGUGUGGCAGUGGUGCAAUUCUGUACUCGUUCGACACCCUUAUCUGCAUGGUGGGGCCAGAGAAAGACUGUGCCAAGUACUUUAUCGAGCCUGGUGUGAUCCUAGUGCCUGAGAUUGAUGGGCUGCGCUUCAUCGACAACGCAUCUCACGAGUUCUUGCAGAAAGUUCCAGAUAUGGUGGAGAAGGUGCACAAGUUUGGUUCUCUGGCGCCUGGAGCUGUGUUGUACUAUGCCAUGAAAGAGUUUGAGCGGAAAAGCCCGAAGGCUGAUGAGUAUGUUCGCAGUGUGAAGGAGCACCUGGACGAGGCGAUUGAUCAGUGCACCCAUGCUGCUGGUGAUGAGUAUGAGCCAGCGAGGCAGAGGAGCCUACUCAGGGCGGCUGGGUUCGGCAAGUGCUUUGUCACGCAGUACGAUCCCAAGCCGUUCGUGCAGAUGUGCAGCCACCUGAGGGUGCUGAACGCAGUCCGCGAUUACCGUGUGGCAAUGCCACUGACAUACGUACAGAUGGAAACACUAACGAUGCCAGUGCUUAUCGACAGGCUUGUGUUGCGCCGGCAAUAUUGCCUUGCUAUCAAGAUCGCCGACUACCUGAAGAUUCCUCCUCAUGAAGGUGCCAGCCACAUCCUUGGCCACUGGGCUUGCUACAAGGUCCAGCAGAGUGCUGUGGACGAUGUUGAGGUGGCAAAUACCAUCGUCAGCAAGCUUGGUGACACUCCGGGUAUUUCUUACACGGAAAUUGCCACCAAGGCCAAGGACUGCGGCCGCACGGAGCUGGCUAUUCGGCUUCUUGACUACGAACCUCGGUCCGCUGAUCAAGUACCGUUGUUGAUGAAGAUGAAGUACGAUGAACUCGCCCUGGAGAAAGCUAUUGAAAGUGGUGACACUGAUUUAGUUUACACCGUGGUGAUGCACCUUCGCGACAACCGAGAACUGGCGGACUUCCUCAUGUUCAUUCGGGGUUACGAGCCUGCCAUGGCGCUGUUUGCGCAGUAUUGUCGUCAGCAAGAUCGUCAGAUGCUGAUCGAUCUGUACUAUCAAGAUGACCGCAGCGGUGACAGCGCUAACAUUCAUCUGCAAGAUGCUCUGAGCACCAAGAAUUUGAGUGACAUCCUGGAGAAGCUAACACGGGCGCAGGUCAUGUACACACAGGCACAGAACAAGUUUGCAGCCGAGGUCACCAACGAGCACAUAAAGCUGGUACAGGCGCAGCAGGCUAUGCAGGAGCGCACCAACAAGCCGUUCAUUGGCCUCUCCGUCAGUGACACCAUAUUCAAGUGCCUGGUCUGUGAUUUCCGCUCCACGAUGGCAGAGCGUCUGAGGAAGGAUUUCAAGGUGCCAGACAAACGAUUCUGGUGGCUGAAGAUCCGAGCAUUGGCGGAGACCAGCCAGUGGCUGGAGCUGGAGAACUUCUCCAAAAGCAAGAAGUCCCCGAUUGGCUACGAGCCCUUCGUCGAUGUCUGCCUUGACAAUGGCAGCCGCAAUGAGGCAAUGAAAUAUGUGAAGAAAAUGACCACGGAGCAUCGGCCGCGGGCCUACAUGCGUUGCAAGGCAUGGGACCUGGCAGCAGAGGAUGCGUUUGCGAGUCGCAACGAGGAAGCUUUAGAUCAGAUCAUAGCCAAGUCCGGCGCGGGCCACGGCCAGCUUCACGAACGCAUUCACGAGAUGAAGAUGCAGCUACGGCAACGGUGAGCAGCGGCUGUGCAGCAACGCCGCCUGUAUAUUCAUCUGGUGACUGCUAUUGUUGUUAACUUGUCACUGCCUGACUUUCAGCCUCUCUCACAAACAUACACCGGCAGUAUGUGCUGGUCUUUCAUCCUCAGCCUCUCUCACAUGCACACAGACAGUAUGUGCCUGUUUUUCAGCCUCUCUCUCUCUCUCUCUCUCAUACACACACACACACACACACACACACACACACACACACACACACACACACACACACACACACACACACACACACACACACACACACAUACACACACACAGAGCCAGCAUGUGACCUUCCGCUGUCGCUGGUUUUGCCGGACUUGCGGAGCUGUGAACAUGAUCAGAUAUUCUGUUCGCAUUUUCUUUGAAUCAUUGCACAAAAGGUGAAAUUUGACGUAGGUAGCAAAAAUUAUCCACGGGUGCAAUAUGCCAGCUGGGUACCCCUCCCUCCAUACACGAUAUUACUAGCAUGCAAAGAAAGGUGAGCUGUGAGCCACUGAAUAGUCCUCCAUAAAAUCCAUACCCUGCACAACACACAUGCUCCCAACUAUAUUCUUACUUUAUGGUUUCUUGAGUAUCUUUUCAUUAACGAUGUAUCAAUGUUUCUUUAUCCUAAAUCAACCGAAUCCGAUGCCUUCCCUUCCUAGCUAUCCCCUUUCGUGACAACUGUCAUUCCUGCCCUGAUCUGUUUUGAUUCGAUCUUUCAUUGCUUUUUGAAGAUUUGGGAUCGAAAUUUUGACCACUUUUACAAUGAUUACGGCCAACAGCUACUAUUUUCUUGCGAGCAGUA
Molecule: messenger RNA, 3436 nt
Organism: Sycon ciliatum
Lineage: Eukaryota; Metazoa; Porifera; Calcarea; Leucosolenida; Sycettidae
Product: vacuolar protein sorting-associated protein 16 homolog
Exons: 25
Coding region: 109-2628 (839 amino acids)
Biological process (GO): endosomal transport; vacuole fusion, non-autophagic; intracellular protein transport
Cellular component (GO): lysosomal membrane; cytoplasm; HOPS complex
Molecular function (GO): actin binding
Source: RefSeq, a predicted model, not a curated record